AUGCGCAAAAGAGGCCUUGGAGGAGAGGAUCAACAGCUGCACAGCAGAGGAGAUCUAGACUGGCUUGGUGGUGGAUGGAUAAACAUGGAUCCACUGGACACACAGAAUCAGAACAAAAGUUUAUCUCCUUACAUAACCUCCUCGUUAUAAUUACUGAACAAAAUAACAGCAACAAGAUACGACAAAAGUUGAGAAUGAGUGCUUGCUGCAAGGACUGCUGUGCAUUUUCUGACCCAUUCACAGGGACUGGAUUUGGUACUAGGGCUGUGGACAUUUUGUGUCACCUUUCACAUAAGACACAUGGAGUUGUUCAAGUCAUCUUCUGCUCAUCUUUUCUACUGCCACAGCUACCUGGCAGGCAUGAAUGAUUCAGAGCAGGAUUAUGCUGAAAAGAAAAACACGAUAGCAAAAGCCCUGGAAGAUCUUAAAGCCAACUUCUACUGUGAACUCUGUGACAAGCAGUACUAUAAACAUCAGGAGUUUGACAAUCACAUUAACUCAUACGAUCAUGCUCACAAACAGAGACUCAAGGAACUGAAGCAGAGGGAGUUUGCUCGAAAUGUAGCAUCGAAGUCGAGAAAAGAUGAAAGGAAACAGGAGAAAGCCCUUCAACGUUUACACAAGUUAGCUGAGCUAAGGAAAGAGACAACGUGUGCUCCUGGAAGUGGUCCCAUGUUCAAAUCCACUACAGUGACUGUGCGAGAUAAUUCCAAUGAUAUCCCACAAAAUACUGCCAUAGAUUCUGCCAACAAACAGGAUUUCAGCUGUACAUUAAUAAACGAUGGGCAGAACUGCAAAGAUGCUACUUCAGUUAUUUCCUCCACUCCUGAAAAUGCAUGUAGUAAUAAAUCGGACACUAACAAAUUUGGAGAUCAAGUUCAAGGAGCUCAAGGACAACGAGUUGGGUUCUCUUUUGCUUUUCCUAAGAAAGCAGCAGUCAAACUGGAGUCUUCAGCUGCCGUUUUCUAUGAAUAUAAUGAUGAAACAUCCACAGAACAUGGAUUUAGUAGAAGAAGUAGGUUUGUUCCAGGAGUUUGUAAUCUUCAGUCUCCAUCAGCAGCAGAAGCAGUCCUGUGCCCCGAGGAGAAAAAUAGCUGUUUCCACCCAGUGGUGGAAAAAUGCACUGACACAGCAGAAGCUCCCGAAACACAGGAUUCAAAGGAGCUGGUUAGUGAAGAAAGUAGAGAGCUAGAGAGUCCUGUAUUAAUUCCUGCUGUUUCCCAUUCAAAGCAGCUAGUGUCUUCUGACAUGGAUGGCUGCAAUACUGAUGGAAAUACAGCAGAUGUACCAGGUCAAACACUGUCCACGGUUGUGGACAGUACUCAUAACCUACCCCUGGGCUGCAGCAGUUGUGAUCUGCUGGGAAAUGGGACUAUCAGUCAGACUGUGGUGGAGGAUUGUCUAUCCCUUCAGAACAUUGUAGAGGAAAAUGGUAAAGACGGGAACAGUGAUGCAGUCACAGUUGAAACUGAAAUAAAGAAUCUGGAGACAGAUCCAUUAGUUCCAUCACAUUCUGAAGAUGGUAGUAGAGCCCCCCAGAGCAAACUGGACAUGCACAAGCGAUCUUGUGAACCAUUUGUUCCUGUUCUUAGCAAACAUGGAACAAAUAUUCUUCAGUGGCCAUCAGAAAUGUUAAUUUACACGAGUACAGAUCCAUCUAUUUCUUACAGCUGUAAUCCUUUAUAUUUUGACUUCAAGUUGUCAAGAGUGAGUGACAACCAAGAAAAGCCCAAGCAUCAGCCAAGCAUACCUCAUUUGCCACUCACAACUGAAUCCAACCAUAGCUCAUUCUCAGAUUUUACAAAUAAACCUGCUUCAGAGUGUGGCAAUCAUGAAACAGAAGUGGGUAAAAAUGUGUGUGACUAUACAAUACCCCUUGUAAGUGAUGUUCCCCUCAUCAGAAAUUGUGAUCUUGCAAAAAUUCAAAAUAAAGUGUCCUUGGGUGAGUCGUUCAGGAUUAGAAAAUUAGAAAAGUAUCACAUUCCAAGAAACCACUUAAGACAAAACACUGUGAUUGAUGAGAAAUAUAACAAAGUUCGGAUCAAGGAAAGUCAUGAAAAAUGGCUUCACAAAAGUAGAAAACGAAAAAGGAGAAGAAAAUUAUGUCAUUGUCAUCAUCAUCAUCCUUCUGAGGAAGCAACAUUUGUAGAAAUGGAGAUUUCCUCAGUUACUGAAAAGGAAAUUAGUCACAGAGAUGAAAAUAAAUAUCCGCACUUCCAAAAUAACCCAGAGAAAUGUAGAUGUGAUGCAGGGAAUAUCUGGUUAGCUAUGGAUGAGGUACAGCAGUCACAUCAGAAAGCUGGCCUUGACAAUGGUCAUAAAAGAAGCAUGUCUACGUCAGAUCACAUACAUGGGGACAGAGGCUCGUGUGACAUUUGGAAUGCAAAAACUAGGGACCGACACAGUGGUUGUAGACUGCACAGAAAGAGAAAAGCAAGCUCUCGGAGACAAUUAAAGUAUCUGUCUCAAACUUCUAGGAGGCACAACUGCAUGUGCUCUAAGAUGUGCUGUAGUUGGAAAGCCAGGAGAUCGAGCUGUAGCCCAGAGCAUAAAUGUUUAGGUCCCUGCAGUGAGGAAAAGAGUAUGAGUCAGAAUCACUCCGUAAAGAGAGGUUACAACUUUCUGACAGAUGAACUGGAAAAAUCCCACAGGAAGCGGAGACAGCAUACCUAUUCCUGUUCUUCGGAUGAAAGCUCGUACAGACAGACGUUUUUAGACGAAGAAUAUGUAAGGCAAACAAACACUUCAGGUAUGCAUCACAAAGAAAAAUGUAAACACAGGAGGAGGAAAACUAGAAUCAAUCACGUAUGCAUUGACAGGAAUACAAGAAGUGAGACCUCUAGGCCUUCUAAAGAAAACUCUGCAAAUUCUACAUUAAAUGUUUUGGGAGAAUUCUUGAGUCAAGACAACAUGGAGGAAACGAAUGUGGAUCCCAAAGCUGAUCAUGCAAAAGUUACAGAUGAAACAAUGCAACUGGAGGAAAACAAGUCAGCCCUACAAAUGGAUAGUUCACAUUUGUUGGAAAAAGACAAGCUGACAGAUUGCGUGGCACCAGAGAGCACUCCAGGUGCAUCUGCAGAAGUUGUCACACAUUCUGCUGCUUCUGCUGCUGAGUGUGGGGCCCCCGCAUCUGCAAACACACUGGACAUUCUGGAGGAUGAAAAGAAAAAUGAGAAUGUAAAUGGUCAUGAAAGUCAAGCUCGUUAUAAAGCUCCACCCCCCACUAGACCUUUGGAACAAGCUCCUUCUAAAUCAUAUGUUUGCCAUUAUGAAUUGGCCGAGUCUCUGCCACGUGAGAAGAUAAAUGAGGUGACCAAUGAAUGGGUACAGUGUAAUUCUGGUAUAUUUGACAGCCCACCACCUUUGCCAUUCAAAGAAACACAUAUAAACAGUCACACCUUUUUAACUACUGAGCAGUUAAUAGCCCCCUUCACCCUGCCUGACCAGACAUUGAUAUUCCCUCCAGAUAACCACGAAAAAUUUAAAGACCUCCCAUCCGAGGCAUAUCAGCAGCUCAUACAGCAAAACAUGCUGGCCAACAAAGUGAAGUUUACCUUUCCUCCCCCAGCCAUCCAGCCCCCCAGCUCUCCGUUGCAGCCCCUACCUUUGCAGCCACCAUUGUGUUCUACCUCCGUUACCACCAUCCAUCACACUGUCCUGCAGCAGCAUGCGGCUGCCGCCGCCGCCGCCAGUACGUUUAAGGUCCUCCAGCCCCACCAGCAGUUCCUCUCGCAGGUCCCGGCUGUGUCCAGAGCGCCUUUACCUCAUCUGCCGGUAGGACCUAGGCUUUGUCCAGGAGGCCACGCAGCUUUUGUCGCUCCACCGCAUUUGCCGCUGGUGCCUCCCUCGGUCCUGCACCCGACCCAGCUGGCGUUCUCACCGCUGCCGCACGCCGUGUUCCCCUCCCUGCUGUCCCCGCAUCCGGCUGUCCUUCCACUGCAGCCCCUCUUCUAGGACAGGUUCUCGGGGGGGGUGAAGGAGCCUUCAGAUAAACAGACUUGUGGUUCCUGUCAAGUCCUCGGCUCUGCAGAAUGGUUCUGUGAAAUAAACUGGUCGAAAUUCCUCUUUCGUUGGGAAGUAUUUACUGUAAGUAUAAUGAUGCAAACAUCCAUGUAAAGUUCAGACCUAUACUAUAAAGCACUGAAUAGUCUGAUACUAAUAUGAACUAUAUAUAUAUAAGUGAAGCUCAUGUCUUAGAAUAUGUAUAAUGUAUAUAAUAUGUUUAUAGUUCUAUAACUUCUGUUGUAAAGUAUUCACUUUCUGUUUUUUAUCCUCGUGUAUUUGCACCUAUUUAAUGUUUAGACAAAGCUGAUGCACUAUGUUUUGUACUAUGUUCUCUGAAACUGUAAAUCUAGUGACAAACUAUCUCUUGCAAUAAAUUUUUGUUAACUACUUAAGUAUAUCAAAAAUCUUUCAUUAUAAGCCUCCUGGAUGUCAUUGCUCCAUGUUCUGCAUUUGAAUAACAUCCUCUACCCCUGCUGUGCCGGGAUAAUCAGGUUUCCUAUCCUUCAGUGAUUUAUCACGGAGGCUCAGAGGCUAAUACCUUGAGGGCAGCUGUCUAACUGAGCAAGAGAGAAAGGGUAACAGAUCUGUUUGUGUUAGCAGCUUGAUGUCACUGUGACAAAUUUUUGCCUUCUUGUAGUAUGUGCACAAACUGCUGACUGUUUGAGCUAAUCCCUUUUCUACUAAACCACAAAAAGACUAUGUAACAAAAAUAACAUCAGUGGUUGAAGAAAAAAAAAAAAGAGAAUAGAUCAACAGCGGUUUGCCUUACAGGGGAAUAUUCCUUGUAGUGAAAUGUACAGCGUAGGGGGGCCUUAUUUCCAUCAAGCCUUCAGCAGAUCUCCAUUUUUCAUGUCUACUUUUUGCACAUCCACACAAGCACAUGCUUAGAGGCAGCCCUGCCCAUUUUGCUCUGUGAAACCCACGUUUAGACUUAGUCUGAGUUCAAAUGCAGUAGUUGUCUUUGUGGUAGGCAGCAUAGCUUCACUGCACAGGAAGCCUGCUCUCUGUCCCCCGUUAGAUGGGGUGCACUGUCUGCCCACCUUAAGGUGGGUCUCUGAUCAGAAGAGUCAGCCUCAUACUUCCAAGCUUGUUUACCAUCCGUGUUUACCUCAGUGGGGGACAGAUCUGUCAGAGUGAAGGUUCUCGCUGCUUGUGCAACAUGUGAAAACUAGCAAGAAUGUAUGAGCAUGCAGGGGAAGUCAAGAGGAACUCCCCAUGGGGAACUUGGAGUCCCACCAGGGUGUGAUUCAGAUUCUUACCUCAUUUCACUCCCCUAUUACCCACAGCAUUUUGCUAUUAGAAAUAGAUAAAUUACCUAGCCUAGAAAUAAUAAUAACAUACUGCCAUUAUUUUUAACUGUAUUUCAGAGACUUCUCCCUACCUCUGCAACCUUUUUAUUGCUGUUGAACCUCACCUGACUUCAGCCAGUGAAAUCUUCUCAUUUGCUUUAAUACAAGAUAUAUCAGGCCCACACCUGUGAUGGCCUAAAAUAAAACCAGAAGUGAGGCAGAGCCAGCUCUAUGAGUUAAAAUGAAGUCUAGCCACAUGAGUGAAACUAAGAAUUUGCACCAUGACCUUUAGUGCUAGAAGUAGGUCCUCCAUAACAAAAGGUAGGGGCUAGCUUUCAAAUUAAUUAAUUCUUUUCGCUUUUUUAUAUAUGAUAAUAGAAUUAUAUACAGUUGAACUGAAGGAAUAGUAAUUUUGGAAGAUUAUUAAUAUACAUUGCAUAUUAAUAGUUACAUACAUUAUCCAUUUGAAAAGUAAUAUUAUAUCCUGAAAGAUAUGUAGCUGGUUAUUAUUUUCUGCACCUAUAGCAUUAGAACUUACCUAUAUCAAUAUUGCAAGUCGUAGUAUAAUAUUGUGUUAAAACUGUAGCGAACAUCUUUUCAGCUGUGUUGGAUACUGAAUGGAUGUGAGCUUUCCUUGUCAUGUCAUUACAAAGGGCUAAACUACAUUAAUGAAAUGUCAAUGAGAAAGAGUAGACAAAUGGUUUGGUCAUGGGCUGCUUCUCAUAACCCCUGCCUGAGACUGGCACGGAGCGGGACGUUGUUGAGCAUCUAUCCGUAUAAUGCCAUAAAGAAAGUAUAUUUUCUCUAGCUUGUAAUUUCAAGUGAAUGCCCAUUUCUAUGUAUCUGGUACCUGUAAAACACAUUUUAAGUGACUUUAUCCUGCUUCUUUAUUUCAAGAGUAUGCCUGCUCAAUCUGUAUGUCUCCACUACCUCCUGUAGCAGGCAGGUGUCCCACGCCUGUGUGUAAGCCAUGUUGCUCAAGCACUGGAACCUACAUUUGAAACCUGACGGUGUGUGCUUGCCACUCAGCCUCCUACCUUAGCUGACUUGGGCUGGCUUUUGUAUUUCUGUACUCAUCGGCAGGAGUCAGCAUAUAUGUUCCUUCCCCUGGAUCCCAAUGUCUUGUCAAAGAAAAUGAUCUAAUACUAUACACUUGAAAAAAAGAAAUAAUAGGACAAUUGUGGUUAUACAUGAUCCAUAUCCAUACAUCUUUAUCUAGCAGGAGAUUGACAAAUUUCAAAUUUCCAGCUGUAAUGUUCAUUGAAAAAAUCCCAUCUAUUACUUUAGAAGUAUUUUUAUUUAAAAAAAAAUGUUCAAACAACUUUGGAUUUUACAUUUUUUUCUACAAUUUAAAUUAAAUUAAUUCUAUUUUAAGUUGUUAAACAAUUUUACAACAUUGCACAAUUAUUUAUUAUCUACUGUAAUUGCUUUUCAAUAGUGUAUAAACUACUGAGAAUAAAAGACUAAUAACCAUCAAAUGUAGUAAUUUUCUAACAUGGUAUUGCCUUUAGUGCUAGAACUGUUUGUAUAUGUGACUUCAUAUGUAAGAGUAAAAAACAAUAUAAAAAUAAAUCACAAGUUAAGUUUAAAAUUGAGCACGCUAAAUUAAAUGACAUAAUAAAAUAUUCUUUUGAGUUUCUGUUUUAUUAUUAAGUAUAUAACUUUUAGUGUUACAUAAAGGUAGUUCUUUUUCAGAUUUUAUCUGGCAUUUUAGAUUGAAUGUGUAUUUUUAUUCUAUGACUUGACAGUCUAAUUUGUAAGUAAACAUUAUUUCAAAUGCUAAAUAAUUGAAUUUUAUCAUUCUAAAUAAAUUCCACCAAACUUGUUUAAUUAAUUUACUUUGGAAUUUUCCAAUUUUGACAAAUCUAGUUCUUUUGUGUCUAUGUUCCUGACCAGUUUGCCAGUUUUUAGAGUUACUGGAUUGUGUUCCUAAUGUAAACAGUAAAAGUGAUACUAUUCCUUUAAUCCAUCUGAAUCACAGGAAUUAAAUCUUUAAACUGCAAUGAUGACCCUAAAUUAGGUUAUAGAUUUUGUUAAGUGAUUUCGCAGAACAGCUCUGCAGAGAAAUGAUUGAGAAGUUAAUCUGUUCCGCUGAGACAAGAAGUGUAUCUUUGUCCUUGGAAAGUUGCAGUCUGCCCAGACUCUGACCUUCUUGGAGCCAUACCAUUUUUCAGGUAACAUGAGCCAUAGACUAAUGUCCUAUAGGAUCUUUCAGGCAUUAAGAAUCAUCGUUGUCUCUUAGUGUUAUGGGCAAUCUGGAGUAAUCAGACAUUUUUGUCUUGUCUGUAAGUACACAGAAUUUUUCUAAUGAUGCCAAUACCUAUGAAGAGCAAAGGAAUCAAAUUGUUUGGUUGGUUUCAUUUUCAAACUAGAAAAUAUGCAAGCUUUUAACUGCUUGGGAGAAAGAAAUACGAUUCUACAGGAGUGAGUGAUGAGUGUUCACGUACAUAGAAACUGCUGAUGACAAACAUUAGUAAAAUACCUUUUACAGAAUGUUAUUGAAUAAGAAUUUAUCAUUUGUUGUAACCAAACAAUAAUGAAAUCAUUAUGAAGCAAUUUGUUGUCUUUACUUGCAAUGUUAAUUUAUUGGUCCAUGAACAUUUUACACUCAAGAAAACCAAUUUAUAUGUGGUCUUCAGACUGCUUUAAACAUCCAUUUGUCUUUAAAAUAUACUGUAUGUGAUAAUAUGCUCCUUAUACAAUAUAUAGUUUACAACAUGGUUACAAUUUUUCUCUUGAGUUUAUUUUCCAUAAUUGUGCAUUUUUCUCAAAAUGUGUUUCAUGUUAUAAUACUGUUUAGUUGAUAACCUGCAUUUAAAAUUCAUUUUUUAAGUAAAUUUGGUAUAGAUUCUUGGUUGGUGUAAAUCGAUGUACAGCUCCUGGCUUCAGUGGAAUUUCAUUGAUUUGUACCAACUGAAAAUUGCCAUUGUUGCAGUGUUAAAUAUUUUGUUAACUUUCUUGGAUGAAGGCAAUACAUUGUGACCAUACGAAUGUAUUUUUAAGACAGUUAUUUGUCUGUGACUAAGGUGGCAAAUUUUAAUCUAUUGGGUAUUUUAACAUGGUGCUCCUCCUAGUUUACACAUUUAAACUCCAUACGUUCAUUUUCUGAUUUCUAUUACUGUACAUUGCCUAAAGACUUGAUGUACCAAGCAGUGUACAUAUUUAUGCAAUAUGCCGGCCUACUGUAAAAUUCUAUAAAGAUAUGUUAACUCUUUUUCUUCAAAAUAAGGACAUUUUUACUGUGUAGAAAUCAUUUGAUAUUUUUAAAUUAACAUGGCUUACUAAGAUGUAUGUGAUUUUGUAGAUUGCUUUGUUUUAAUGUUUACAGUAGUUAUGAUCUUGUGUAUUGUUUUAUUUAUGUUCUUCCUUCUCCCCUUUACUUCAGGAACUCUAUAAAGUUUUAUCUUUUUCUGUUUGUCUCUGAGUAAGAUUCUCAGUGUUUCUUGGAAUGGGUAUGUUUAUGAAUAAGAACUCAACUUUCUUCUUUUUUAUGUUUACUAUUUUAUUUUUUGCAAAAAUCAGUAUACUGACUGUAAGAAUUAUAUAAGACUCCCUAUUUUUGCUUCAAGCUUCUUUAUUUAUUUAUUUAUUUAUUUAUUUUAUGGAUUUUGUAUACAUCCGGAAGAAUUUCUACCCUGAGCCUGAAUUUUGCCCUGCUGGUGAAAUUCUGAAACCGAUGAAGUCUAAGGAAGCUUUGCCAUUAAUAUUACUCAGGAUUUAUUUUGAUCUGGGACAUUAGAUCUAUUUAUUUAUUAAAAUGCUCUAAUACUUACUGCUUUCAGUAGAAUAAUAAUUUCAUAAGGUAUUAGAAAAAGCACAACCCAGUAAUAGAAAAAGAAUAGUUAAUCUAUUUUAAGUUAUUUGUUUAGCUUCUUUGUUGUAAGGAUGUUUUUGUAAUCAAUGGCCAUAAAGUUAUCUUUUAAAUUUCUGUUACAUGUCAUCAAUGUUUUGAAACACAUAUAUGCACCUUCUAUUCUGAUACCAAAGAAGAAAACACAGCUAAUGAAAACUCUGGGUUUUCUACCUGUACAGGCUCCUUUAGAAGGUUUUUGCAAGCAGGAGUACAAUAUUGAGGUAAAAUAAUGUAUCGGUGGUCUUUAUUUUUGCUGGGAUAAGAUCAAAACGUGCAAAUCCAUGUAGAAAAAACUAUAAGUAAGUUAGUUUAAAAUGUGAAUCCACAAUGGGUAUGAUAUUAUGUAUGUGAAUUAAAGAAGGUUACUGUUAAA
Molecule: messenger RNA, 9520 nt
Organism: Oxyura jamaicensis (ruddy duck)
Lineage: Eukaryota; Metazoa; Chordata; Aves; Anseriformes; Anatidae
Gene: ZNF804A
Product: zinc finger protein 804A
Exons: 6
Coding region: 301-3954 (1217 amino acids)
Cellular component (GO): nucleus
Source: RefSeq, a predicted model, not a curated record